This is a messenger RNA of Cladocopium goreaui, 1980 nucleotides long. Lineage: Eukaryota; Dinophyceae; Suessiales; Symbiodiniaceae. The record is from the annotation of a GenBank genome assembly.
AUGGGAUUUGGAGACCUGGGCACCUGUGUUUGGGGCCGCCAAGGCGGCAAAGUCCUGGUGUUGGCACCCUCCAUUCCGGUGGCCAUUUGUGUCAUUCGAGGUGCAGCACACCUCCAUGGUUUGACCUUCGAUACCCCACUGGGGCGACCUGCAUCAGAGGGCAGUGACACAGGUACGACGCAAGGAAUGCCAGUGCUGGGUCUCAGUCACGAGGGUCUCAUCGAUGCGGACCAGAGCGGUUACGCCACGGGGCUCACUGGCGCUGCCUUUCGUGGAUGGAUCAAGGAAAAACUUUUGAAUGCCAUCCAAGAGCUCUCACUCGGCAUGGUUCUGUGCAUACCACCAGCCAUCUUGAACCAUCAGGACAACUUGGCAGUUCUUCAUGAAGCUUUUGCGCAGGAAGGGCCGCCACCCCACUGGUACUCUGAGCGGGAGGCAAAGGAAUGUGAAGAUGCCAUUGCAGCUCUGCCGUCGGAAGCAAGGCUUCUGGCCUAUCUGGCCUUGGAGGAUGAGGAAGGGGAGACACCUGCUACACUGGAUGUUUUUUGGGCUGAGGUGUCAGUCUUUAUGCCCUUUCAAACUGAAUUGCACAAGCUCAGCUACGCCCGGUGUCGCAAGCAGAGGCCCAUGAUCAUCAUUAUCAUCCCCAUCCCGGAUCAGGAUCUCCUGUGGCCAGUGUACGGUUUCUACCUUGGAUACUUCCUGUCCUCAAUUCCUCCAAAUGGCCGUGCUACACAUGUCACCACCCAGCGUCGAUGCCUACAGUGCAGCGGCAAAGAUGUCCAGCUUCAUUUCCACCCCGUGGCUGCCGUGGCUGCCGUGGCUGCCGUUCAGGAGACAUGGCAACCUGCAUCACCUUUUAAAGCAGACUUGGAGCAAGCCACCUUGGCAGAGGCAGCUGCAGAGCUAGUUCGAGUGGCACACUUUGUCGCCAAAGAACCUCCAGCAGGAAUGGCACCACGGUUCAUUCGAUCCACCCAGGUGCCUGGUCUGGGGGUCUUGGACCCAACCCUACCGGCACACAGCUCCGCAUGGAAUGGAGAGGCGGUGCAGAGUGGAUUGCUUCCAGCCCUUGGUGGACUUGGUGAUGUAGGUGAAAUCUUGUCCUUGGCACAAGGGCUAUGCCGCUUCAAAGGUCAAGAAUUAGCUCGUCAGUACACCAGACACAAGGACGCACACAAUUUGCUAGAGGACUUGCAAAAGAGUGCUGCCUCCUCCAACGCCAGCAAACUCCAGCAGCAACUGGCGGAGAUCACCCGGCGCUUCAACGAGGCGCAAGAAGAAUAUGAAGAGAAGAAAGCUGAGCAUGCAGAGAGCCAAAAGGAAUUCACGGAGCUGUUGGAUGAGGUGGUGAAUCGUUGCACGCAAAAGGCCAAUGCAGUGGAGGCUGCGGAGGAGUUGGUGACAAAGGCAAAAUCGGAGGUGGAGAGUGGACGAUUUCAAUUGUUGAACUUCAGCAAGCAGGAUGGCGUUGAGUUGCGAAAGGCUGUGCAUCAACACUGCACCAAUGACGAGUCUGGGUCUCUCAGCGGUGGGAUUGAGAUGAUUGAGCAGGAUCCACCCAGGCGAACGCCCAUCUUGGCGCUCAUGGAACUGUGUUGCAUGUUGAUGAGGGUCUCCUCCACCCCAACUCGCGAUGAAGUGCGCACGACUCUCUCCGAGCCCAACUUUGCCACCAAAAUGGCGGCCACCUGUGCUGUGGAUGCCGAAACCUUCUCGGAGGCCUUCGUGCAGCCAAUGAAAGAAGCCGCUGCCGUCGCGGAUGGCAUGGACACCAUGGAUGUCAAGGCCUUGAGUGUGCUGGCAAAUGUGGCUCUGCCAGCCUGUCAAUAUACCGUGACUGUGCUGCAGCUGCCGAAGCUCCGCGAAGAGUUGCGUGACUUGGAAGAGCAGCGAGAACAACGUCGCCCAGAGGUGGAGGACAUGGAGCUGCAAACGCGACUUCUCUUUGAAGAUGCUGAACUGAGGAAGGCCACCUGA